GGCCCUUUCCCCGGUGUCCUUCUGCACGCGGGAUUUCCGGUCCUCCUAUCGCGAGAUCCUCCUAGUGGCGUUGGGCGGCUCGGGCCACUGGAAGCGCGCCGGAGUGCGGCGUGGCCUUGGACUCCGGCCCUUCGCGCAGGAGCUGGUCCCGAACGAUGGAGUACAUGACAGAAGCCGUGGACCGCAGCCCGGGACACAUUUUGUGCUGUGAGUGUGGUGUCCCAAUUAGUCCAAAUCCUGCCAAUGUUUGUGUGGCCUGUUUACGAAGUAAAGUUGACAUCAGCCAAGGUGUUCCAAAGCAGGUCUCCAUUUCUUUCUGCAAACAAUGUCAAAGAUAUUUUCAGCCACCAGCAUCUUGGGUACAGUGCGCUUUAGAAUCCAGGGAGCUCCUUGCUCUGUGCUUGAAAAAAAUUAAAGCUCCUCUGAGUAAGGUUCGCCUUGUCGAUGCAGGCUUUGUUUGGACUGAGCCCCAUUCCAAGAGACUGAAAGUCAAAUUGACAGUUCAGAAAGAGGUGAUGAAUGGUGCCAUCCUUCAGCAGGUGUUUGUGGUGGAUUAUGUCGUUCAGUCCCAGAUGUGUGGAGAUUGCCAUAGAGUAGAAGCCAAGGACUUCUGGAAGGCUGUGAUUCAAGUCAGGCAGAAGACUCUGCACAAGAAAACUUUCUACUAUCUGGAACAGUUGAUUCUGAAAUAUGGAAUGCAUCAGAAUACACUGCGUAUCAAAGAGAUUCAUGAUGGUCUGGAUUUCUACUAUUCUUCCAAACAACAUGCUCAGAAGAUGGUGGAGUUUCUUCAGGGGACGGUUCCCUGUAGAUAUAAAGCAUCACAGAGAUUGAUCUCUCAAGAUAUCCAUAGUAACACAUACAAUUACAAGAGCACUUUUUCUGUGGAAAUUGUUCCAAUAUGCAAGGAUAAUGUUGUCUGCCUGUCACCAAAACUGGCGCAGAGUCUUGGAAAUAUGAACCAGAUAUGUAUUUGUAUUCGAGUAACUAGUGCCAUCCAUCUCAUAGACCCAAAUACCCUACAAGUUGCAGAUAUUGAUGGAAACACUUUCUGGAGUCACCCUUUCAAUAGUUUAUGCCAUCCUAAACAGCUCGAAGAGUUUAUCGUGAUGGAAUGCAGCAUCGUCAGAGAUCUGAAACGAAGUGCAGGGGCUGGAGUCAUAUCAAAAAAGCACACCCUUGGGGAAGUCUGGGUCCAGAAGACAUCUGAAAUGAAUACAGAUAAACAGUAUUUUUGUCGGACUCACUUGGGACAUCUUUUAAAUCCUGGAGACCUGGUGCUGGGAUUUGAUUUGGCCAACUGUAAUUUAAACGAUGAGCAUGUCAACAAAAUGAACUCAGAUAGAGUUCCAGAUGUGGUGUUAAUUAAGAAGAGCUAUGAUCGGACGAAACGCCAGCGCCGUAGAAACUGGAAACUGAAAGAGCUUGCGAGGGACCGAGAAGACAUGGACACAGAUGAUGAAAGGCAAUAUCAAGAUUUCCUUGAAGAUCUUGAAGAAGAUGAGGCAAUUAGAAAAAAUGUCAACAUUUACAGAGAUUCCACCAUCCCUGUGGAAAGUGACACAGAUGAUGAGGGAGCGCCUCGAAUUAGUCUGGCUGAGAUGAUUGAAGACCUUCACAUUUCUCAGGACGCCACUGGUGAAGAGGGUGCGUCAAUGAUGUCCUGAUGAGUCACGUUAGAUGUGUUUGCACAUCUGAGACCUCAGGAAGUCUGCCAAAGAGCUUUUAUUGAAUAGUGCAUGUAUUCCCUUAUAUUGAGAGAGGAGAAAUUUGGUCUUAAACUUGAAUAAAUGACUAUUUUGAUUGUUCACUUAAA
Peromyscus maniculatus bairdii (prairie deer mouse) is the source of this 1816-nucleotide messenger RNA. It is a transcript of the gene Nmd3, whose product is annotated as NMD3 ribosome export adaptor. Gene Ontology annotation, molecular function: ribosomal large subunit binding. Gene Ontology annotation, cellular component: cytoplasm; nucleus. Gene Ontology annotation, biological process: ribosomal large subunit export from nucleus. The record is from RefSeq and is a predicted model, not a curated record. NCBI's taxonomy places the organism in Eukaryota, Metazoa, Chordata, Mammalia, Rodentia, Cricetidae.